Dictyostelium purpureum is the source of this 11562-nucleotide messenger RNA. RefSeq names its product cpras2, large protein with the cpRAS domain (gene cpras2). Gene Ontology annotation, molecular function: endopeptidase inhibitor activity; GTPase activity; GTP binding. The transcript has 3 exons. Bases 1 to 11562 code for a protein of 3853 amino acids. The record is from RefSeq and is a predicted model, not a curated record. Lineage: Eukaryota; Evosea; Eumycetozoa; Dictyosteliales; Dictyosteliaceae.
AUGAAUUUUGAUUUUACUCUCAGCGAAGUUAAAAAACAAGAGUUGGACUCAAUAAUUCUCCAACAACAACAAGAAAAGCAAGAAGAAACAGAUCAACAAGAGAAACAAUCAGUAGAUGAUGAAAUUAAAAUAACAUCAGAAUUAGAAGAAAAUAAUAAUGACCAACCAUCUACAUCAAACGAAUUAAAUAACGAUAAUAAUAAUAAUAAUAAUAAUAAUAAUAAUAAUAAUAAUAAUAAUAAUGAAACAAUUAUUAAAGAGGGUAAAAUUGAAGGAAAAGAAUUGGAAGAGUUACUUUCAAAAAUUCCAGAAAAUUAUGUUUUAACAGAAGUUAAUAAAAAUAUUGAGGGUUUUUCAAAAGAUAUUAGAGAACCAACCGAAAAACCUUUUACAAAUAAGAGUAAUGUUGAAACUACUCGUCAAUUAAAAUUCCCCCCACCAAUUAACCCACCAAAAACUGAAGCUGAAAGAUUAGAACAAGAACAAAAACAAAAACAAUACGAAGAAAAUAGAAAAGAAAAUGACAGAAAAUUAGAGUUAGAGUUAGAAAAGUUAAAGAAUAAAAGAGAUGAAGUCGAAUCCAUCAAAGCAUAUUUUCAACCAGGUGUACAAGUUGAAACUGAUUUUGUAAUAGAGUUACUAUUUAAUAUUUUCCCAAGUGAUAUUGUCGAUAAAGAAUCAAACCAAUUAUUAUGGUGCCCAGAGGUAGUACCAAGAAAUCCAGGUUUCGCAAGAGAUAAGCCACUUAAUGGUUGGACUUUUGAUUCAAUGACUAAAUUAUUGAAAUAUACACCAUUAGAACCAUGGAAAAAAAGUACAACCUAUACUAUUACAAUUCCAGCCGAGUUUAAAGUUCCACCACAAGGUACUCUCGUUCAAACUAUGGGCCAAACUUUUGAGUUUACAACACAAACUCUUAAAAUUGAAAAAUUUAUGCCAUUAGAUUCCGGUGUACAAUAUUCUCACACUCAAACUAUUUUUAUUGGUUUUAAUCAAAAGGUUUCACCACAAGAGCUCUUACCGUUCAUCCAUUGUGAUAAUUUAAGACAAUCCCCAAAAGGCCCAAAUACUUUACAGUUUAUUCAUGAAGAGGUAAUGAAACAGGAUCCAUUAUUAAAAGAUUUAAUAAGUGGUUAUGAAGGUAAAAAUAUUGGUAUUAAACCAUUAUACGGUUUUCAAAGUAGUAAUUAUAUUACAGUCACAUUAAAAGAAGGUGCUCCAUCAUUAGAGGGUCCAGUUAGAACAUUUUUAUCAGAUAAUAAAACAUUUACUACUCUUCCAUCAUUUAUACCAUCUAUUAGUAUGCAUCCAAAUACUCCAACUUCAAGAUUACAAAUCAGUUAUGCUUGUAGAAUUCAAAACUAUGCAGAAUUAUUUAAAUCAUGGGUACCAAAGAUUAUACCCGAUUUACCAGCUGGUACUUGGUCUUAUAAUGAAACUCAUAUGACAUUCGAAUUGGAUGAAGAAGUAAAAUGGCCAUCAUCGACAGUCUAUACUAUUAUAACCGAAAAUGGUCCCAAGAAUCAACAAGGGCAACAAAUGGAAGAAAUUGAGUUAAAAGUUCACACUAGAGCUAUGGAGUAUACUGCUUAUGCUUAUGAUGGUUUAUCAUUUAUUCUGUUGGAUAAUGGUAAAACUUAUGCAAGUGAACACAAUACUUUUUCAAAUAAUAUGGUUAUAUUUAUCAAAUUUAAUCAACUUGUCAAUGAAGAGUCUGUCAAAAAAUCAAUUUCAUUUAAAACCAAUAAUAAUUUAAUCGCCAAAACUAUUGAUUAUACAACUAUCCCUACUGGUACCACUGAGCAAGAGGUUGAACAAGCCACUGGUCUUAGAUUAAUGAUAAAAGAAACUGAUCUUUUCAAAAGAAUAGUUUUAGAAUCCCAACCAAAUUCAUUAUUUUGUAUUAAGCCAAUUAAACCUCUCUCAGAAGAUGGUGCCUUUAGUUUUGAUAUCACAGGUACUCAAUUACAAUCACUCGAAGGACCAUCAAAGUGUUAUUCAAAUGGAUCAUACUUUUUUGCUACUUUUAAAACAUUCUCAUGCGAAUCAGUUAUUCUUGGCAGUGAUUUAAAAUCAAUAACUGUAACAUUUUCUCAACCAAUUUGUUCAAGUGUAUAUGAUUACAAUAGCUAUAUGUCAAAUCCAGAAGAGUAUAUAACAAGGAAUCCAAACUAUAUACCAACUGGCCCAACUGUUUAUCCAGUCAUUUCACCAUCAAUCGAAGGUGAAUGGAGUGCUUUGACUAGAUAUUCAUUAUCAUUCAGAUUAAAUAGAGAUGUUGAUUUUAGAAAAUCAACAGUUUACCAAGUAGGUUUACCACCAACUGGCCUCUUAUCAGUUUUAGAAAAGAGAAUCGAAAAACCUUUACUUGGUGAAGUUUCAACACAAACAGUUCAAAUGGUUCAUUGUUACCCAAGAUCUCACACUUACUCAAUUAACCAUAAUCAAUUGUUUAGUGUUAUUUUUAAUCAAAAAGUUGAUCCCGAAAGUGUUAUUCAAGCUGUUCGUAUUCAACCAACAGAAUCAUUUUUUGGUGGAAAAAAAAUUGAAGUUCAGUUAGUCAAUCGUAUUUCAAUCGAUGAAUACAAGGAAAUUCCAGAAUAUUUCAAACAACAUAACGUAGAUGAAUCAAUUAUUUUCUUUAAACCAGUUAAACCAAUUCCAGUUGGCCAAUUAAAAUUAAUUAUUGGUGCUGGUAUCAGAUCAUUAGAAGGCCCAUUACUAGGUAAAGAGGAAACCAUUAUUGAUAAUAUUCACGCCGAUAAAUUCCAACCAGUUGGUAUUUCUCCAAAUAACAAUACUAUUAUUCAUUCACCAUAUUUCUUUUUCAUCAAUUUCAAUAAACCAUUAAAAUCAUUAAAUAAUUUAAUUUAUUUAGAUUUUACUAGUAAUAAUAAUCAAAAUAAUAAUAAUAAUGAAAGUAAUAAUUCAAAUAAGAAAUUGAUUGAUUAUUAUAAUGAAAAUAUUAAAGAAACUGAAAAAGUAGAAAAUAAAGAAAAUGAAGAAAGUACUGAAAAUAAAGAAUCAACUUCAACUUCAACUUCAACAUCAACAUCAACAUCAACAACAAAUACAAAUACAAAUGAAUUAAUUGAUUGGAAUAAAUUUAUAACAAUUAAACCAACACCUCCAAAUUCAGUUGCAAAAUGGGAAUAUGAAGUUAUAAAUGAAAAUACUUAUAGAUUAAAAUUAGAAGAUUUUUCAAUUUGGAAUUUAUCAACACAUUACCAAAUUAUUCUCGAUAAAUCAAUUGAAUCUAAAUUUGGUACUCAAUUAGAAAAGGAUGUUGUAUAUGAUUUUUAUACCCAAUUUAACAGUGUUGCACAAGUUUAUCCAUCAUUAGGUAAUAUUAUUCCAAUUGAUAAUGAUAUCAUUGGUAUUCAUUUCAAUCAAAAGUUUAAUGUUGCAGAUAUGCUCAAGGUUAUGAAAUUAGAAGCACUUGACCAUAAUGAUAAAAAGCAUAAAAUUUCUUUUGUCAAUGUAGAUCGUGAAGUAGUACCUACUGAACAACUUUCAGCUAUGCCAGUUGCAUUUUCAAAUCCAGAGAAUUUUGUAAUGUUUAUUAGAAUGUUACAAAUGGUUCCAAAUUCAAAUUAUACACUUUCCAUUGGUCCCAAUGUUCCAUCUGCAGAGGGUGGUGAAGUUAAUCCAGAUAGAAAAACUUUCCAUUUUACUAUUUCAGAUCAUCUACAUGUCGAAAAAAUUACAUUUUCUCAAUAUGAAAGAAAUGUUUCAAUUUUAUUUAAUCAAAGAUUAAAUAUCAUUCAAUCAAGUAGUGAUGGCAAUGAAAUCCCACUUCCAGAGUCAUGGUGUCCAAUUUUAACACCAAAUCCAAAUGUUGAAUGUGAAUGGACAGUAAACAAUCUAUCAAACACUAUUAAUGGUCAUUUCAAAGGUGUUAUUCCAUUUUCAACCAAAUAUAAAGUGACUAUACCAGUUACGGUUGAAUCAGAAACCUCUGAAAAGUAUAAGCCAUCAGAUAUUGAUAGUGAUAGAUGUUCUUUCAAUACUCCAACUGUCUCAGUUAUUACAUCAAUACCAACCAAUGGUUUCCAAACUGCAUAUCUUUCACGUCCUAUUCUUAUUUUCUUUAACCAAAAAGUAAAUAUUGAUGAUUUAUUAAAACAUGCAACAAUUGUACAAACCUCAAGCGAAGACAAAAAGAAAACCAAAUUCACAUUAGAGUCUUCUGAAGAUUUUACUCAUGUUAACCACGAUAUUUCAGAUGAUUUAUCUCGUUGGGUAUCAUUAAGAACAGUACCACAAUUACUCCCAAACUCUUCUUAUCAUUUAUCAAUUAAAGAGGGAUCUUCUAUUUCAACCGAAGGUCCAUUAGAAAUUAAAGAGUCUCUUAAUAUUUACUUUACAACCAAUACCACCCGUGUUUUCUGUAAUACUUUUGAUGGCAAAGUUAGAAUUUCAUUCUCUGAACCAUUAUUCUAUGUCAAUACCAAUGGUAGCACAAGUUCAUAUGUACCACCAGAAAUUCUCUCAACAUUAAUUGUACCAAUUAUUAGUGUUUUACCAAACCCAGGUUUUGAACUUACAUGGAAACUUUCAGCAAACCAAGAGUUAAUUUGUGACCAACCACUUAAUACAUGGAGAAAAUCGACAAGUUAUAGAUUCACACUUCCAGAUGAUUUAUUCUCUGCUAAAGGAUAUGUUAUGGAUUCAAACUUUUUAGAUGCUCUUACUAUUUCAACUGAUUCUAAUCGUUUAACAAAUAAUCGUUCAAGAUAUCCCGAAUUAAUUGAUUCAAUUCAUUGGAUUCGUUUCGAUCAAAAUAUUGAUCCAAAAGUUCAACUUUCAAAGAUGAAAUUCUAUAUUAAAUCUGGUUUGUUCAAUUCAAAGACUCUUCUCGAAACACGUUUAGCAACCAAAGAUGAGGUUGAUACAAAUGUAAUUUUCAAUGAAAGAUUGGACCACAACAACAACUAUACAAGAUUAAAACAAAUUUUAGGUGACCAUUAUGACCCAACCGAACCAACCGAUACUCUAAUUUAUAAAUUUGUAAAGACUCUUUCACCUGAAAAUGUCGUCUAUUGUGAAGUUGAAGAAAUUACCUCAACUGAAGGUCCACUAGUUAGUAAAGUAGGUUCAGUUUUAUUUAAUUUCAAACCAAUAGCUCCAUUUGCUUACGAUACUGAAAUGUCAAUUAUUGGCAGUAAAAAACAAGCUUCAACUCCAAUAUACUUUGGUAGAUCCAUUCAAUUGUUUUUUAAUAAUACCAUUUCAAAAUCAACAUUUGAAAAUUCAAUGAUUAGAAUCGAACCAGAUAUUCCAUAUAAAAUAAUUUUAUCUGAUACAAAUAUCGUCUUAGAAGGUAUAAAAUAUGAUCAAUUCCAAAAUACAGAUAUUGAAUUUAAAUUAACAAUUUCAAAAGAAUUAAUGGACUCCAACGCUCAAAAACUUUCAAAAGAUGUCAUCCUAAACUUUAAAGCUGUACCACAGAAAUUUAAUUAUACAUUCAAAUUUCCAUUUAUAUGCCCUAAUCAAAUUGUAACUUUUGAUAGUGUAUCAAAUGAAAAAAAAGGAGAAAAUUUAAUAUUAUCACCAGAAUCACCAGAAUCAUCAGCAUCAUCAUCAUUAAUAUCAAAUAAUUCAUUAGUUAAACCAUCAAUUUGUUUAAGAAGUAAAAAUAUUAAUCAAUUUGUAAUUCAGUUAUAUAAAUUAAAUCCAUACACAGAUUAUCCACAAUUCUUUGAUGAAGUAGUUGAACAAAAAACUCUAUUAAAAUUCUCAUCACUUAAACAAGUACCAUCAGUUAGCCAACCAAUCUUAAAAUGUGGAGAAUUAGUACACUGUCGUAUGAUCGAUAUUGAUAUUCCAACUGUAGAGACCGAUAUUGAAAGUGAUCAAUAUAUUGAACUUUUUGAAGGUUUAGCAAACAAAGAAUUAAUGAUUGGUCAUAUUGGUGUUUUCCUUUAUCCAACUCAAAAUGCACUCUAUCCAAAUUUAUCAAAAACCACUAUUAUUCCAUCACUUCGUUGUUGGGUUCAAUGUACUCAAAUGAACAUUGGUGCUGUUGCUGAUCAAAAACUUUUAUCUUGCUGGGUUACAAAUAAAACUGAUGGUUCAUUCGUAUCAAAUGUUAAAAUUUCAUCUCUUUCCACUGUAAAUUAUCAUCAAUUCCGUAUGAAAGAACAAAAGAAAUCAAAUAAUCUUUUAGCACUUCAAAAACAUGUAGGAAAUUUAGCAGAUGGUGUUUCAAAUGAACAAGGUCUUUUACAUUUACCACUUCAACAAAAUUUCUCUGAAAUUCAUAUUAUUGCAGAAAAUACACAAACCAAAGAUACUUGCAUUCUUCCAAAAGUUUUCAUCCAACCAAAUACUGCAUAUAAAGCAAUCAGUUGGUAUGUAUUUGAUGAUCAAUCAUUGUAUCGUCCAAAAACAACUGUUCACAUUAAAGGUUAUUUGCGUUAUCUUACCCGUGACCCAUUAGAACAUAAAUUGGGUGUUCACAAUUUCCAAAACGGCCAAGUUAUUAAAUACAUCUUGGAAGAUAGUAGUUACACAACUAUAUUAAAGGGUGAAUGCAAAUUAAAUUCUUUCUCAACAUUUAAUUUUGAUUUAGAAUUACCAGAUAAAAUUAAUUUAGGCAAAAGCAAAUUAAAACUUUCAUUGGCUGAUGAAAACGAAUUUAUUAUUAUUAAUGGAAGAAAUGAAAAACAAAAGAUAAAAGGUGAAAGAACUCUAACAACCUCAUUUAUUCAUCAAUUUGAUAUUGAGGAAUUUAAGAGACCAGAAUUUGUAGCAAGUGCAUCAAUUGUUUAUGAUGGAACUGGUUCAUUUAGUGGUUCAAGUUAUAUUCAAGCAAAAUCAAAUUACUAUGAAGGUGCUUCAUUACCAGAUUGUGAAACCAACUGGAGAGUCUCUUCUACAAAAUCAAACUAUGUCCCACCAGGUAUGUCCAAAUAUAGAUUUGGUUAUCAAGAAGAUGAAGUUCAUCUCAAUAUUAAAGACUUUUCAUUAAAUAGAGAAAAAACUAUUAAAGGCAAAACCGAUGAUGAUGGUCUUCAUACUAUUAAAACAACCUUUAAUGGUAAUGCUCCAAAUCCACCAACUUCAAUAAAUAUUGAUACCAAUGUUGAAAUUACCGACAUUAACAAUCAAAUGAUCAAUUCAACUAUUAGAUAUAUUUUACAUCCAACCAAAAAUUUUGUCGGAGUUAAAAUUGCCAACCAAUCAAAUUCAGAUAAAUCUAUUACAAUCAAUGAUAGUAACAAACAUUUACCAAUUCAAUUACAAAUGAUUGUAUGUGAUCAAAAUGGUAUCCCACAACCUGAAGUUGGUGUUUCAAUCUCAAUUACUCACAAAAAAGGUUUACAACCAUAUGAUUAUGAAAGUUGUAAAACAAUUACUUCAACAAUUCAAAGUACCGAUACAGAAUUUACUCAUUCUAUUCAACUUUAUGAACCAAAAUAUGAACCAAGUUCUGUAUCAUUAUAUGAAAUUUCAGUUACAUUAUUUGAACAAAAUAAUUCUAAAUUUGUAACUUUGUUACCAUUAUUAAUUAAUUGGUCAUUAUCAAAUUAUAAUAAUAAUAAUAAUAAUAAUAAUAAUAAUAAUAUUAAUAAUAAAAAUAUAAUUAAUAAUAAUAAUAAUAAUAAUAAUAAUAAUAAUAAUAAUAAUAAUAAUAAUAAUAUAAAAAAUUCAAAUUCAAUUAAAUUAGAUGAAAUUAAAUUUAAUCAAGUUAAUCAAGUUUCUAUUAAUUUGGAUAAAAAAAAUUAUUUACCAGGUGAAAAAUCAAUUAUUUUAAUUGAUUAUUAUCAAUUCCCAUUUAAAUGUGUAUUAUCAAUUAUUAAAAAUGGUGUUAUAUUUACAAAAUCAUAUCAAAUUGAAUCAGCAAAAGACAAGGUUGAAUUAGAUAUUAUUGAAGAUUGGUCACCACUUUCCAUAAUUUGUUGUGAUAUUAUUAAUAUUCAAACUCAAGAACAAUUAGCAGGUACCACCGAAUUAUCAGUCUCACCAAUUAGUAAAAAAUUACAAAUUGAAGUAAAACCAGAAGAAGAAGUUGUUGAACCGGGUUCAGAUACAAAUAUUAGAGUUAAAGUUAAAGAUUCAAAGGGUUCCAAUGUUCCAAAUGCCGAAGUUUGUUUAUUAGUAUUGGAUGAAUCUAUUAUUUCACUUUCAAACCACAAUAUUGAAAAUCCAUUAGAUAUUUUCUAUCCAAGAUCAUCAUCUAAAAAUGGUUUAUCUAUAGUUGGUAAAUAUUUCAGUUGCUUAUCAUACUCAAGUGUUUUACUUCAGCCAAGAUUAAAAGAUGGCAGUGCAAUUAUGUCAGGUACACAAAAACCCAUUAUCAAACCAGAUGAAUAUGACCAUGAUGUUACCAUUAGCGACCCAUUUAAAGUACAUUCACAUCCUGCCCCACCACUUCCAAGAUCAAGUAUUUCAAAUGAUGUUGGUAAACCAGUAAGAAGAGGUAACAAUUUUAGUGGACCAAUGCUUAUGGAUAUUUUAGAUACUGCUGGUAGCGAGGAAUACACUUUUAUGAGAAAUGCUUAUGUUCGUUCUGGUGAUGGUUUCUUUUUAACAUUUUCAAUCAAUAGCCGUAAUUCAUUUGAUGAACUUAAUUCUUUUUAUAAUCAAAUUCUCUAUACAAAGGAUUGUUCAUCUUAUGCAUGCAUUAUGGUCGUCGCCACAAAAUGUGAUUUAGAAGAACAAAGAGAAGUUAGUUCAAAUGAAGGUAAGCUUUAUGCUUCUAGUAUCGGUGCAACCUAUAUUGAAACUUCAUCAAAAACUGGUUUAAAUGUUGAUGCUGCAUUUGGGGCUAUGGGUAAAUUGUGUAGAAUUUUUACUGGUGACCAAGAAAAUAAAAUAAUUAUUUUAGGUGGUGGUGGUGUUGGUAAAUCAACUCUUACUAUUCGUUAUAUUAACCAACAUUUCAUUGAUGAAUAUGAUCCAACUAUUGAAGACUCAUAUCGUAAACAAGUUUCGGUAGAUGAAGCUUAUGACGAUUUAAUUCCAAUGGGCAUAGAGGAGUUGGCCGAAGCUUCUUUGAGCUUUGCUAAAUCAUCAAAAAAAAGUGCAUCCUUUGGUUUUGGUGGUAGUAGAAAUAGAAGCAAAACCUUUAGUAGCAGCCGUGUUAAACCUGUUGGUAUAGCACCUACAUUCAGCCUUGGAUCAGCUAGUCUUGAUAAAAAAGAAAAAUCAAAAUUAAAACAAUUGGAUAUGUAUUCACCAGAUAUUCAACAUGAAACUCUAACAUCAGUAGGUCUUUGUAAUAACGAUGAUGAAGAAGAUUAUUCCUAUAGCUCAGAAGAAGAAAUUGAAAAGAUUUCAUUAUUAAGAAAAGAUUUUAAUGCUUUAGCCAACUUUACUCCAUCAGCUACAACUAAUGAAUCCGGUGAAGUUGUUAUUCCAAUUCAUUUACCAGAUAAUCUUACUCGUUAUCGUAUUUGGGGUGUUGUUUGUUCUAAAGACGAACAACAAUUUGGAAAAGGUGAAAGCCUUAUUACUUCAAAAAUUUUGGUCUCAACUCGUUGUGUACCACCAAGAUUCUUAAACUUGAACGAUGAAUGUUAUAUUGGAGUUGUUAUUAGUAAUAAUAGUAAUAACGAUAGAAUUUGCAAAGUUGGUGUCAAGGUUUCAGAACAUUUACAAAUCACUAAUCAACAAACAUCAUCCACUUUUGGUUAUUUCACUUUUGUUGAAAAGAAAAAAAGAAAAAUCAUUUAUGUUAAAGUUAAAUCUGUUAAUGUUGGUAAUUCAUCAAUACAAAUUAGUUGUGUAUCUGGUAAAUAUGGUGAUGCUUUACAAAUAUCAAUCCCAGUAUUUAAUCCUCCAACUACUAAAACCACUUCAAUUUAUGGUCAAAUUGGUGAAGGAGCUGGUAUUAUCCAGCCAAUAGAAAUUCCACAAGAUGCUCUCCCAAUAUUUGGUUCUAUAGAUUUAGAUAUUUCAUCAACAAUUCUACAAAAUGUCCACGAUGCAUUUUUAUCUGUUUACAACUAUCCUUUUGAAAGAACCGAAAACAUUGCUUCCACUGCCAUCGGUAUUGCUUCACUUUAUCAUAUUUUAGGCGAACAAAAAUCACGUAAUAUUCCAUCAAGUAAAAUGGUUAAAUCAAAACUUACAAAACUCUUUAUUGAACUAAAGAAUCGUCAAACCGAAAAUGGUGAUUUCAAUACAUGGCCAAGUUCUGCAUUUGCAAAUCAAUCAUUCCAAAAGAAUGACUUUGAAUCAAUUCAUGCCAUCCAUGCAAUUUCAAUUUUAAUAGAAUAUGGUUAUGAAAUUGAUAAUAUGAAAUCAUUAGUUUCAAAAUCAAUUAAUUGGUUAGAUAGAUACAUCAAUAAAAAUCUUCAAAGCAAGGAUCAAUUUGAAUUAGCUUCAACUGCCUAUGCCCUUAACACUCUUUAUAGUAUUCAAAGUAAAAAGAGUAAAAAUACAGUUGCACAAUUAGCAUUAAAAUUCUAUUCAACUCAUGGUGCAACAAUUUUCUCACUUGAAUCUUUAGCAUGGAUAUUAGGAACAUUCCAAGAUUCCCAAUUCAAUAAGAAACGUGAUGAAAUCGUAUCCUAUUUAAUGAGAAAUUCAUUUGAAGAAAAUGGUUAUAUUUAUUUCAAUUCCUAUUAUGACAAACUAAUUAGAUCUCAACUAUUCCAUAACAUUGAAAGAACAACUGCAAUCAUUUUAAGAUCAUUGGUCCAAUGUAAAUGUAAUCACGAAAAUAUUCCAAAGGUUGUACUUGGUCUAUUGGAUAAGAAAGAACAUGGUCAAUGGAAGAAUAUUCAAACUAACUGUUGGGUUAUUACAGCAAUAUCAGAGUUUAGUAGUACCGAUCGUCAGUCACCAAAAUGUUUAGCUAGAGGUUGGUUAGUAAAUACAACAGAUGAAUCAAAUAUUUUAUCUACUUUUUGUGGUCAAACACCAUACUAUGAUGGUAAAUCAACAAUCUCUUAUUCAAUUGAAGUGCCAUUAUCGUCAUUAUAUAAAAAUUUAGAUAAAUUAAAUUUAUUAAAUUUAAUAAAUCAAAAUAACAAUGUUGACGAAAAUGAUAAAGAAAAACAAUCAAUUAAUAGUUUAGAAUUAGUCAAAUCACAAAAAUCAGAACUUUGGCUUCAAAAAGAAGGUAAAGGAAAACUUUAUUAUCGUAUCAAUAUUAAAUAUGCCACUUUUGAUCUUUUCACUCCAGAAUUAAACAAUGGUUUCUCAAUUCAGAGAAUGUUUACUCCAAAAUCUAAACAUGACAAGUUACAAGUUGACGAAGAAACUGGCAACUUAAAGGUUUCUCUUGGUUCAAAGAUUUUCGUUACAUUAAAUAUCUCUACCGAUUUUGAUAGAAACAAUGUAGUUUUAAUUGACAAAUUAGCUGGUGGCUUUGAUAUUGUAGAUAAAACUGAUUUCAAACUCGAAGGUACUGUAUGGGCUUUUGCUAAUUAUCGUGACGAAAGAUGUGAAGUAUUUUCAAAUUCAUUAGAAAGAGGUAAAUAUACUUUCAAAUAUACUUUACGUGCCACUACCAGAGGUGAGUAUUUAAUCCCCUCUGCCUCAAUUGAAGAAAUGUAUGACUCUGAAGUAUUUGGCAAAACAAACUCAAUCAAAGUUUUAAUUGAAUAA